AUGUCAGCCGGCAUUCCAGCCCACAAUGGCUCUGAAGUGCAGCAUCGAGACCAGUAUCCCACCUAUCAUGGCCAAGGGAAUUACCGAAACAUUGCAGAGACACUUGAUUCUACAGCCGUGCCUUACAAGCUCGGCCAAGCCAAGCUGGUCGUCGACCCUCCCGAUCUCCAAGCGUGGCGCCAAAAGCUCUUCGAUGUGGACGGCCUCAUCAUCCUCACGCACGAGCAAUUCGAGACAUACUUCCCUCACAUCGACAACGUCUACUCCCACCGCUCCACCCAAAAGUACAAGCGGAAGCCCUUCAUCUCGCACUACUGGGACUGCCGCAUGAAGGGCCGGCCGCCGGGGACGCCCAAGUCGGACGACCCGAGCAAGAAGAAGCGCAAGCGCAGCGCCCGGGAGCGCGACCUGUGCGACGUCAAGAUCAAAAUCACCGAGUACCUUCCCGACGCCGGCGCCGAGGCCGCGCUGGAUCGGGACGUUGCCGCUGCCAUUGCCGCCGGCACGGCUGCCGCCUCGGUUGUAAGUGCCGGGAGGCGCUUCUGGACGAUCCAGCGGGUCAACGGCAACGGCGGCAACGGCAAGGGAGACGGAGUGGCCGGGCCGCAUCGGCAUACGCUGGAGAGGAGCGACGAGAUUAAGAAGAGCAGCGUGCAGCGUUUGGUGGCGACGAGGCUCAAAGAAGGCAAGAAGACGCAGGGAGCACCUCAGGUGAAGGCUUCUGGAGCUGCCCAGGAGACGGCUCGGAUGCACGGCAAAGAGGCUGAUCUGAGGCUACAUGCCGCAUGCUAUUGCCCCUUUUCGCAGCGCGUCUGGAUUGCUCUCGAGGCCAAAGGCCAGCCAUACCAAUACAUUGAAACGGAUCCCCCGAAGGGGCCUGCUUCAACACCUCUUCUCGAAGCUAAUCCUCGAGGCCGUGUCCCUGCCAUCCAUCAGGGGGACUGGGCAUGUUCCGAGAGUGCCGUUAUUCUAGAAUAUCUGGAAGACAUCUACCCCGACAUACCGUUGCUCCCUUCUGACCAGCGGCUGAAAGCCAACUGCCGCCUCUGGAUCCAUCACUCCCACCUGACGGCCCUCGUCCUCGCCGCUGAUCAACAAGGACCCUACUUUCUCGGCCCGUCCCUGUCCCUCGUCGACAUCCACUUUGCCCCCUUUGCCCUCCGUCUCAGGCGCAUCCUCCAGCAUCGAUAUCCGGGAUUUCUUGUGGCUGAUGCCACGCCCGGGACGCGCUGGCAUCGAUGGCUGGACGCGUUGGAACGGGAUCCUCAUGUCAAAGCGACAACGAGUACAGAUGAGUUUUAUCUGGAUACACUCGACUUGCUAACUCAAACCUCAAAAGAGUGUAGCUGA
Molecule: messenger RNA, 1350 nt
Organism: Trichoderma reesei QM6a
Lineage: Eukaryota; Fungi; Ascomycota; Sordariomycetes; Hypocreales; Hypocreaceae
Exons: 5
Coding region: 1-1350 (449 amino acids)
Cellular component (GO): cytoplasm
Source: RefSeq, a predicted model, not a curated record